Messenger RNA from Rattus rattus (black rat), 2262 nucleotides. RefSeq names its product PR/SET domain 13 (gene Prdm13). Gene Ontology annotation, cellular component: nucleus. Gene Ontology annotation, molecular function: protein binding. The record is from RefSeq and is a predicted model, not a curated record. NCBI's taxonomy places the organism in Eukaryota, Metazoa, Chordata, Mammalia, Rodentia, Muridae.
AUGCCCGCCCGCGUCACUCAGCGGACAGAAGACGCACGUCGGGCUGCGGAUUCCUUCGCAUGCGGCUGCUCCUGGUUCUGUCACUUGCGCCCCGUGGAGGACCCCGUGAGCCCCAGCGUCUGCCUGGCGGCGGUGGCAACAAUGCAUGGAACUUCCCGCACUUCGGCCACCAGCGUGAACGCUGACUGCUGCAUCCCGGCUGGCUUGCGCCUUGGGCCGGUGCCUGGCACCUUCAAGCUGGGCAAGUACCUGUCAGAUCGCAGGGAACCAGGGCCCAAGAAAAAGGUGCGCAUGGUGAGAGGGGAGCUGGUGGACGAGUCAGGGGGCUCUCCCCUGGAGUGGAUAGGGUUAAUCCGGGCAGCCAGGAAUCCCCAGGAACAGACUCUGGAAGCUAUUGCAGACCUACCAGGAGGACAGAUCUUCUAUCGGGCAUUGCGAGAUGUCCAGCCGGGCGAAGAGCUGACUGUGUGGUAUUCUAACUCCUUGGCUCAGUGGUUUGACAUCCCUACAACUGCGACUCCAACUCAUGAUGAGAAAGGGGAGGAGCGCUACAUCUGCUGGUACUGCUGGAGGACCUUUCGAUACCCGAACAGCCUCAAGGCACACCUGCGUUUCCACUGCGUGCUCAGCGGCGGCGGGGGCCGCGCCUUCCUGCCCCAGGAGCACGCGGCCCGGCCGGGCGCUUCCCCUGUGGCAGAAGGCCUCGGCCUCCCUCCGAAACCCACUGCCCCGGACUUGACGGCGCCCGUCCAGGCAGCCGCUCUGCGGCCUCAAGCCCAGGCCGCUCAGCUCUCCCAGGCGUGCGGGACGAGGGAGAGCAUCAAGCGAGAGUCUUCCCUGGCGCCCCUGGCCACCUCCCCGCCUCCCGGCAAGUGGGGAACGCCCAAGAAGGGCAAGGAGCAGCCGGACCGCGCUCACAGUCACUUCCUGGGGAUCGUGGGCGGCUCCUCAGCCGGCAGCGCAGGCCUGCCCUUCUACCCUGGCGUGCGCUCCGCUUUCAAGCCGGCCGGCCUGGCCCGGGCCGCUGCGCAGAGCGACCCCUACCGGGAAGAGGGAGGCGGCAAGGGGCCCGGGCUGGCCCUAGGCCGACUCCUAGGCGGGGGUCGGGCCGCCGGGCGCCCGGGCAGUGGGGAGAGCCCGGCGGGCCACUACCACCAUCACCACCACGCUCACCACCACCACCACCACCACCCCAAGUGCCUGCUGGCCGGGGAGCCGCCGCCCGCCGGCCUGCCGUGUCCUGGGGCCCUGCGGGCCUUCCCCCUGCUCGCCGGCCACCCGGAAGAGGCGUCGGCCUUCAAGCACGUGGAGCGGGCUCCGCCUGCCGCGGCCACCGCCGCCUCGCUGCCCGCCGCGCGCUACACCGCUCUCCCGGCGCCCGGGCUCCCCGUGGAGCGCUGCGCGCUGCCGCCCCUCGACGCCGGCAGCCUCAAGGCGUACCCCGGGAGCGAGUGCAGUCCUCUUCCCGCCGUCAUGCCGGCCUUCACGGUGUACAGCGGAGACCUGCUCUACGGCCCGCCCGCCACCUAUUACCCUCUCAAGCUGCACUUGGGCGGGCUGCUCAAAUACCCGGAGUCCAUCUCCUAUUUGAGCGGCCCCGCGGCGGCGGCGGCGGCGGCAGCAGCGGCAGCGGCGGCGGCGGCGGCGAUCGGCCCGACUGAGCUGGGCUCCCUGGCCAGUAUCGACCGCGAGAUCGCCAUGCACACGCAGCAGCUGUCCGAGAUGGCAGCCGGGAAGGGUCGUACCCGCCUGGACUCCGGGACGCUGCCUCCAGCGGUAGUGGCGGCGGCAGGCCCCGGGGGUGGCGCCGGUGGCGGCGGUGGCGGUGGCGCCGCAGGCAAGGCCAAGACGGGCCACUUGUGCCUCUACUGUGGCAAACUGUACUCGCGCAAGUACGGGCUCAAGAUCCACAUGCGGACGCACACGGGCUACAAGCCGCUCAAGUGCAAGGUGUGCCUGCGGCCCUUCGGCGACCCCAGCAAUCUCAACAAGCACAUCCGACUCCACGCGGAGGGCAAUACGCCCUACCGCUGCGAGUUCUGCGGCAAGGUGCUGGUGCGCCGCCGAGACUUGGAACGUCACGUCAAGUCCCGCCACCCAGGCCAGAGCCUGAUCGCCAAGGCGGGCGACGGCUCGGGCGCGGAGCCCGGCUAUGCUCUGGAGCCUGGGGAUCCCAAGAGCGAGGACAGUGAUGUGGAUGUCUGCUUCACUGACGACCAGAGCGACCCUGAGGCUGGGGGCCGUGGCGAGCACGACCCCUAA